CGUCACCAGAGACAGAUUUGUGAAGAAUAAGCAGACUAGAGAACGAGCCCGAGGUGCGUCACUUUAUAUUGCAUCGUCCUUUCAUAGAGAGAGAGAGCAGAUAAUCUGUUCAAUAUUUUAGAGACCCAAUGCCUGGUCCCACCCAAGCACUGUCCCCAAAUGGAGAGAAUAACAACGACAUCAUCCCAACGGACGGAUCCAACUGCAUUCCUUACAGAAAAAAUACAGUGCGAGGAGAGCGCGCCUACAGUUGGGGGAUGGCGGUCAACGUAUAUUCUACCUCAAUAACCCAGGAGACUAUGAGCAGGCAUGAUAUCACUGCCUGGGUUAAUGAUCUUCUCGGUCUGAACUACACUAAAGUGGAGCAGCUUUCCUCAGGAGCAGCCUACUGCCAGUUCAUGGAUUUGCUGUUCCCUGGUUGCGUCCAUCUUAAGAAGGUUAAGUUCCAGGCUAAAUUCGAGCAUGAGUACAUUCAUAACUUCAAGCUGCUGCAGGCCUCUUUCAAGAGAAUGAAUGUGGACAAGAUUAUUCCUGUGGAGAAGCUUGUGAAAGCCAGAUUUCAGGACAACCUUGACUUCAUCCAGUGGUUUAAGAGGUUCUUUGAUGCCAACUAUGACGGUAAGGAUUACGACCCACUUCAGGCCAGACAGGGUCAGGAUGCCAUCCCCCCACCUGACCCCGGUGAGCAGAUCUUCAACCUGCCAAAAAAGUCCCAACACCACGCAGCCAGCUCCCCCACUGCAGGAGCCACCAGGGCAAGUGCAACAACUCCGAAACAAAACCCCUGCAGCCCCCAUCCAUCCUCCAGACCCUCUUCAGCGAAAAGAAUCCCAGUUGCAACUCCAACGACAACUCCGGCCAAAGGAGAGCGGGAACUGGAAGCACAGGUCACAGGGCUCAACGACCAGGUGAACACAUUAAAACUUGCACUUGAGGGUGUGGAGAAGGAGAGGGACUUUUACUUUGGAAAGCUGCGGGAUGUGGAAGUCCUGGCACAGGAACAAGGUCAGGAGAGCGCCCAGUUCGUGGAGCGGCUAAUGGAGAUUCUGUACUCUGCAGACGAACAGGAAGGUGCAGGAGAGGUGGAUGGAGAAGAUGUGGAUCCAGGGGUCCAUGAAGAGGAUGUUCCUGAUGAUCAGCAGGAUGAGUACUGACUGCCAUCACUCCUUGUUCUUGCCCCGGGCCCCACCACAACGCCAUGCCCUUUUGUUUUGUGAGAAUUUUGUUACAGGUUUUAUUUUUUAUUAUUUUUUUCUCAUUUGUAUUUUCUUCCCCUCGUGGUUUGUUUAUUUUUUUUGUUCUCCUGAAGACUGAGCACAUGAAACAACCUCAUGCAAAGAAACAUGACCCUAGUUUAUUUUAUAUAUAUAUA
Messenger RNA from Oncorhynchus mykiss (rainbow trout), 1372 nucleotides. Its product is annotated as microtubule-associated protein RP/EB family member 2. Lineage: Eukaryota; Metazoa; Chordata; Actinopteri; Salmoniformes; Salmonidae. The record is from RefSeq and is a predicted model, not a curated record. Gene Ontology annotation, molecular function: microtubule binding.